AAGAUAAAAAUAGAAAGGACAUUAUUUGUUUCUUGAUAUGUUUUAUUUAAUAGUGGCACAAUUUCAUUAUACCAGGCGGGGAGUGUGCUGCCAUCCUGUUAGAAGGUAACAGAUUAUUUUAUUACAAUGGUUAAAUUGGAUUUUCAUUGUGUUCAAUGGUGUUAUUUGCCCCCUAGUGGCGCUUUCUGGUACUUAGAAAGACAACGCAAACGGGAAGUUCAGAAUUUGUUUUGCACGCAUAGAAGCAGCUACAAACAACGCUACGGUGCAGGUCUUUCAAUGUAGUUAUUUCUUGUCACGCUUCAGCCUUGGAAAAAUAUUUGUUUGUAAGUUAGAUUCAAGCAUAUAGCUAAUGAUGAUAAUCUUGUUAUUGAUAGAGUUUCUUACAUAUCAAUGUUGGUUGCAUUUACUCACAAAUUGCAAUGCCUUUAAUGUAUGUCGUUAGCUGUAUUACUUUGCUCAUGCGUCAUGCAAACGAAUUGUAAAAUAUACAAUACUGUAGUUUUGUUACUGUUUCUAGUGUAAUAUGCUUUGUUAUUCUACAUAGAUGGUUAUACAUUAUUAGAGUAAUGAAAGGAGCAAUUACCAAAUGGUUAACAAUUAGCUAUAUGGUUUGGCAUCAUUGCCAGAUGCAUGGUACCUUAGCGCGUGCUUUGUAUUUAUGCAACUUCAAAUGUUUAAUGUACAGCUACAGUAUGUCGGUGUGAAUUGAACACUAAAGUAUAUUCUUUUCUGUAUUUUGCAGUUUCACAACAUAAACGUUUUCAAUAUAUUCAUUCAAGAAAAGUCACGCCUUGGGAGUUUUAUUGAAGACUUAGUUGUUAGCUAUCUGUCUAGUUUUGCAUGGGAACGCAACUCAAGGGCAGAAUAAAUAAUAUUUCAGAGGCUUUCAAGAGGCUUGGGAUAUCAGACAGUGAUAGUGCUCUUCUCAUAGUUCUGGUCCAUCCCAAAGAGGAGAAGCAGCACAUGAGUGACAUCAUUGCCAAGGUGGACGGACAACAGAUUCCAGUUGAAGAUGUCUCCAUGUUGACCGACCCUGCUAAGAUCAAAAAGGAGGGCCUCACAGAGCACACACUCCAACAGGGACGAGACCACAUGAAGGAAGCCCCUGUGGCCAAGGAGAGGACUCCGGAACCAGCCAGCUGAGCCUGAGAAAGACUUCAUAGGCCCAUUAUCAAUAUGGACCUAACCUUACCUUCCAGACUUCAGUCACACUGCUGAUGGACAAGACUACUGUACUUCCACAGGCCUUAUCCCAUUCUCUGAACCACUACUGUAGAACAGAAGAGAACACGGAUCAUGCUUUUGGGCCUGUCCACUCAUCAAAAAAACACACACUCAAAAACUUCCUCUGUACUGUUGCACUCAGUUGAUACUUCUUCCUAUUAUGGUACUUGUGAUGUACAGUAUUAUUUGAUAGUGUGGACUGUGUAAAAUCAUAUACAUGGUAAUUCAUUCUCUUAUUUAUUUAUUUGGACAGAUUAUUAGAAAAUGUGAAAUGCAUAUUUUAAAAAUGAUGGCUUUUGUUAAAAUCCAAACAAACAGUGCCUUUUCCUUUCACCGAAACACAUUUAGCAUGGAACUGCAUUCUUUUGAACUACUGUGUAAAAUAUCCAAUAUGUAAAUAGAGAAUAACUUGACUAAGUGAUUAAACUUACAAUUGUUUUAAAUAA
Messenger RNA from Oncorhynchus nerka (sockeye salmon), 1673 nucleotides. RefSeq names its product EKC/KEOPS complex subunit TPRKB-like. Bases 844 to 1146 code for a protein of 100 amino acids. Lineage: Eukaryota; Metazoa; Chordata; Actinopteri; Salmoniformes; Salmonidae. The transcript is spliced from 3 exons. Gene Ontology annotation, biological process: tRNA threonylcarbamoyladenosine modification. The record is from RefSeq and is a predicted model, not a curated record. Gene Ontology annotation, cellular component: cytosol; EKC/KEOPS complex; nucleus.